CUUCAACCCUAACCCUUCAACUCCAUCAACACAACUGCCACACGCAGCAGCAGAUCAAUUUAAUCAGGCCAAUAUUAUGGCAUAUGUCCCCUCUGACGUCACGUGAAGGGGGGCAAGACUUAUAUAACGGCGUCCAUUCAUCAAGAUAUUCAAUGAAGUUAUACCGCACGCGCAGAAGAACGGAGACGACGAGUGCGCUUUUCCUCUGAAGACACAGUGGACUUUCAUGGACGUGCCAAAGAUUUCUUACCAGGACAUCUGACUGUUUUUUUUUCUUCUUCUGUAGCUCUAAACACUUUAAAGCUUCGGAUGAAGAUACGUGCGUUUUAUUGUAAUAAAGUUUAGGUUUAACUGAGCGAGAUGGCGCAUCUGUCUUUGUACUGUCUGCUGUCUGUGUCGCUUUUCCAGUUGGUGGUUUCAUCGGGUGUAUUUGAAUUGAAAGUUCACUCGUUCAGUACGACACGGCGCUUGUGCAGGAGGACGCGAGACUGCAACAUCUUUUUCAGGAUUUGUCUCAAGCAUUCUGAGGACGUCAUCUCCGCCGAGCCUCCGUGCACCUUCGGAACCGGUCAGACGAGUGUCCUGCGAGCGGACCAGAGCUCUAUAGCCAGCAGCGCAGCCAUCCGGGUGCCUUUCCACUUCAAGUGGCCGGGGACAUUUUCUCUUAUUAUUGAGGCAUGGAAUGCAGAGUCUCCCAAAGAGCAUCAUGAUUACACAGAGAAUCAAAACAACCUGAUCAGUCGUUUAGCAACACGAAGGCGUUUGGCGAUUGGGGAAGACUGGUCUCAGGAUGUUCAUUUCGGCGAUCAGAGCGAGCUCCGUUACUCGUAUCACGUUUUCUGUGAUGAGUUUUACUACGGCGAGGCGUGUUCGGAUUACUGCCGUCCCCGUGAUGACACGCUGGGACACUACACCUGCGAUGAGAGCGGGAACAGGGAAUGCCAAGAGGGAUGGCAGGGAGACUACUGCUCCGAUCCCAUCUGCUCUUCGGACUGCAGCGAGCGACACGGUUACUGCGAGUCACCCAGAGAGUGUAAGUGUCGUCUAGGAUGGCAGGGGCCGUCCUGCAGCGAGUGUGUGCAUUACCCAGGAUGCCUGCAUGGGACCUGCUCGCAGCCGUGGCAGUGUGUGUGUAAGGAGGGAUGGGGAGGCCUCUUUUGUAACCAGGACCUCAACUACUGCACCAACCACAAACCCUGCGCUAAUGGCGCCACCUGCACCAACACUGGACAGGGCAGCUACACUUGCACCUGCCGGCCAGGAUAUGGGGGCACAAACUGUGAGCUGGAGAUUAACGAGUGUGACUGCAACCCCUGCAAGAAUGGUGGCAGUUGUAACGAUUUGGAGAACGAUUACUCCUGCACAUGUCCUCAGGGAUUCUAUGGGAAGAACUGUGAGAUUAUUGCGAUGACGUGCGCUGAUGACCCCUGCUUUAACGGAGGGACAUGUGAGGAGAAAUUCACCGGUGGCUACGUCUGCCGCUGCCCCCCAGCCUUUACCGGCUCCAACUGUGAGAAAAGACUGGACCGCUGCAGCCACAAACCAUGUGCCAAUGGUGGUGAGUGUGUAGAUCUGGGUGCUAGUGCUCUGUGUCGCUGUCGCUCUGGUUUCACCGGCCCUCGCUGUGAGACAAACAUUGACGACUGUGCCCGCUAUCCAUGUCAAAAUGCCGGAACCUGCCAAGAUGGCAUUAAUGACUACACCUGCACCUGUACUCUAGGUUUUAUGGGUAAAAACUGCAGCCUCCGAGCAGACGCUUGUCUCAUGAACCCAUGCCUUAACGGGGGAACGUGCUACACACACUUCUCAGGGCCAGUGUGUCAGUGUGUGCCUGGGUUCAUGGGUUCAACCUGUGAGUUUCCUGUGCAGGGAGGUCUGGAGAUGAUGGCCCCCCGGGUUGGGCGGACCUCGCCUUCAGCUGUGGCGGUGUCAUGUGUGUUAGGUGUGCUGGCUGUGUUUUUGGGAGUGUGUGUGGGACUGGUGGUGAUCAGGAGGAGGAGGCAUAGACUGCGCAGACAGCAGCUGUGUGAUUCUGUGUUUAAUGAUUUGGAGACAGUGAAUAAUUUCGACAGGCAGCACUAUCCCUAUGAUCGAGACUUCAGUCAGGUGAAACCCAGCAACACUGAGAGCCGUAUCUCAUUGGCCGCCUCUCACACACUGCCUGCUGGGCAGGACUUCCUGUGGAGUGCUGGAGGAGGGCUUAGAUGAGACACAUCCACAUGUACAUGUGUGUAAAUGCCCAAACACAUGCAUACACUGAUGUAGACACAUGAGCAUAUCCAUGGACACACAAACUCAUAUGCAGGGAUGAGAAUUUGGAUGUAGCACUUGCUUUUGUCUUAAUUUUUAUGAAUGAAUGAAUGAAUGAAUGAAAGAAUGAAGUAUGUCUUAGCUGAAUAAGGGAUUGGACCUUUGCCAUCUGUAAAGGUGGAAGACUGUAAACCAAAAACUAAAAGAAACAAACACUCACACUACUGUGUGCUGGGCUCUGUGAAUCUGUUUCCAUAUGAAGACAGACACAAGUGCUGAAAGCUGAAACAGACUUAGAACUCUAUAUGAAGAGAACUCAUAUCUUUAUACAAAGAUAAAAAAAGUGAAAAAUAGCUCUAUACAAAGAGAACAAAGUAAGGAAAUACCUCUAUUGAAAGAGAACGAAGUCAGUUAAACUGAAGAGCAUUGAAGUCAGGUGCUUUCUUGUCAAACUCUUGGCUCUGUAUGAGACUGAUGAAAACAAUAACUUUUUUUUAUUGCAUAAGGGUGAGAGUAUCGCCUUUGUUCAUUUGUCAGGAUGUUACCAGCAACAGGUUUAAUAAUAAUAAAAAAAGGUAUAAAUAAGAGAAAGCAAAAAGAAUACAGUCAGGAAUAUCAAACGAUAUUCGUAAGACCAAACGGGAAGAUUUUGCUCCAGUUUUUUAUUGUGUAUUAAGCAGUGUGUUUUUUUCCUCGAAUGAUAUGGGGAAAUAUGUGUCAGUGGUUCUUAUGUUAAAUUACAUAAAAUCAGAUUUUCUUCAAUGGGGUUUGUCUAAUGAAUGUUUAUUUCUUUUGCCAGAUGUUUCCUAUUAAUUUAAACCUAAGUUUACGCCUAAGUUUCUAUUUUGCAUUUUUGUACUUUUGCUUUCAAUCAUUGUCUUAUCUUUGUAAAGAUUUUAUGUUAAUUUAUUUUGUAUAUGUGUUUGUUAUUUUAAUGAAAUGAAGUAAAUUAUAUGA
Rhinichthys klamathensis goyatoka is the source of this 3207-nucleotide messenger RNA. RefSeq names its product deltaB (gene dlb). The transcript is spliced from 7 exons. The record is from RefSeq and is a predicted model, not a curated record. The coding region runs from base 361 to 2208 and encodes 615 amino acids. NCBI's taxonomy places the organism in Eukaryota, Metazoa, Chordata, Actinopteri, Cypriniformes, Leuciscidae. Gene Ontology annotation, cellular component: protein-containing complex; plasma membrane. Gene Ontology annotation, molecular function: calcium ion binding. Gene Ontology annotation, biological process: multicellular organism development; cell communication; establishment or maintenance of epithelial cell apical/basal polarity.